AUGCCGUUGUUACCUGAGGAAGGAUUUAGCGGGGGAAGUCGUGAUGUGGACAGGAGUACGUGGGAGGGAAGGGAAAGCGGCGGGGGAGUAUAUACCAACCACCAGGGAGGCACUGCGGUAGGGGGUGACGAAGGGCUGGUUUAUGCCCUUGUGGAGCUAAAUGAUUCCGUCCGCCCCGCCCCGCCCCGCCCCUCCCUAUCCCGCCCCGUCUCGCCGCUACUGCCGCAUCAAUAUACUCUGGAAACAAGAUAUGACAAGGUAAUGGAGGUGGCGGCAGCCGAGCAGUACUGGCGGAACCUGGCAAGCUGCAAGGAGAAGGAACCUCGGAGUGACGAAAUGAAGUGUGAAGGUGUGUCGGUUUUUAGACUCAAACUAUUUCCUCCAAGACGCAUUCGAGGCGAGGCUGUGCAGUAUCUGAAAGGUGCAGGAACUCACAGGACUUUGCAGUACCCGUCAAGAUGCCACUCAGCGCGCGCCCUGCCCUCCCAGCAGCCCUCAGCGCAUCGUCAGGUUUCCCUUCACUUCGGUCAUCUCCUCCCAGGAGCAGUGGCGCGGCGUCAUCAUCACAGGCAACUAUCACCCCUGAUGGGACGCUGCCCUGGAGGAACACGCUGCCGUCUGCACUGCCGCGGCCUGCUGCCCCUCACUCAGCCAACACACGUCUGCUAUAGGGUGAGUGUUCGAGAAUUGUUUAAGAUUUCCCCUGAAGAAGAGUCAUUAAUCGAAGACUGUGAGCGGCCCUACAGAUCCAGCUUAGCACGCGAUGUCUCCACGUCUUGUUGCGAUCGAGGGCACGUCACGUAAAUCAG
Messenger RNA from Portunus trituberculatus (swimming crab), 809 nucleotides. RefSeq lists its product as uncharacterized. The transcript is spliced from 5 exons. The coding region runs from base 1 to 804 and encodes 267 amino acids. NCBI's taxonomy places the organism in Eukaryota, Metazoa, Arthropoda, Malacostraca, Decapoda, Portunidae. The record is from RefSeq and is a predicted model, not a curated record.